This is a messenger RNA of Musca vetustissima, 770 nucleotides long. RefSeq names its product estradiol 17-beta-dehydrogenase 8. Lineage: Eukaryota; Metazoa; Arthropoda; Insecta; Diptera; Muscidae. The transcript has 3 exons. The coding region runs from base 18 to 764 and encodes 248 amino acids. The record is from RefSeq and is a predicted model, not a curated record. Gene Ontology annotation, molecular function: oxidoreductase activity, acting on the CH-OH group of donors, NAD or NADP as acceptor.
ACAUAAACAACAAAAUUAUGGCACAACAAUUAAUCGGAAAAUUAGCCAUUGUUACAGGAGCUGGAAGUGGAAUCGGUCGCAGUACCUGCCGUUUAUUAAGAGAUUAUGGGGCCAAAGUCAUAGCAGCUGAUCGUAACAUAAAGGCGGCAGAAGAGACGGCAAAAGAAUUGGGUGAUCGUGAUAUUUUCCCUUUGGAAGUUGAUGUUUCUUCGCUGGAAAGUGUUACCAAUGCUGUCGGCAAAACCCGUGAACAAUUUCAAACGGCACCAUCCAUUGUUGUCAACUCAGCGGGCAUCACACGUGAUGGCUACCUCUUGAAAAUGCCCGAACGUGACUAUGAUGAUGUGUACAGUGUCAAUUUGAAGGGAACCUUUAUGGUAACGCAGCAAUUUGCCAAAGCCAUGAUUGAACACAACAUCAAGGGCGGCAGUAUUGUUAAUAUUUCAAGUAUUGUGGCAAAAAUGAACAAUAUUGGUCAGGCUAAUUAUGCUGCCACAAAGGCUGGUGUUAUAUCGUUUACGGAAGUGGCUUCUAAGGAAUUUGGCAAAUUUGGCAUUCGUGUAAAUGCCAUACUUCCGGGUUAUAUAAAUACUCCUAUGGUGGCUGUUGUACCCGACAAAAUCAAACAAGAAGUGGUAAUGCGUUGUCCUUUGGGCCGUAUGGGUGAACCCAGCGAGAUUGCUGAAGUUAUAGCAUUUUUGGCAUCAGACAAAUCGUCGUACAUUAAUGGUGCUGCUAUUGAAGUUACUGGUGGACUUAAGUGAUGAAGA